UUUUUUUUUAGCUCCCUUGCAGCCCCUUUAUUACUUCCCAGCAGCCUCUUCUCUCUCUCUUUCUCCGUGCUGUUUUAAUAGAAGGCAGAUUCCUUCUAGCCGGCACCAUGGUAAACCUCAGGCCUCUCAUCAAGCCGAGGAUCGUUAAGAAACGUACCAAGAAGUUCAUCCGCCAUCAGUCUGAUCGAUAUGUCAAGGUCAAGAAAAAUUGGCGUAAACCCAGAGGUAUUGACAACAGAGUGCGCAGGAGGUUCAAGGGCCAGAUUCUGAUGCCAAACAUCGGUUAUGGAAGCAACAAGAAGACAAAGCACAUGCUCCCAACUGGAUUCAGAAAGUUUUUGGUACACAACAUCAAAGAACUCGAGGUCCUCAUGAUGAGCAACAAAACCCACUGUGCAGAGAUUGCCCACAAUGUCUCCUCUAAGAACCGAAAGAUCAUUGUUGAGAGAGCCGCACAACUGGCUAUCAAGGUCACCAAUCCAAAUGCAAGACUACGCAGUGAAGAGAAUGAAUAAACUGUGUUGCUUGAUCCUUACCUGUUUCAAUUAAAAAAAAAAAAAAAAAAAAAAAAAAAAA
Molecule: messenger RNA, 576 nt
Organism: Polyodon spathula (Mississippi paddlefish)
Lineage: Eukaryota; Metazoa; Chordata; Actinopteri; Acipenseriformes; Polyodontidae
Product: 60S ribosomal protein L32
Exons: 4
Coding region: 108-515 (135 amino acids)
Biological process (GO): translation
Cellular component (GO): cytosolic large ribosomal subunit; ribosome
Molecular function (GO): structural constituent of ribosome
Source: RefSeq, a predicted model, not a curated record